AACUCAGUCGGUUCGGGGCGUCCGGCUCAUGUGCAUCGGCUCCCGCUGUUAUAAUAUUUUGCAAACUUUUCUGCAGCGAGUAUUAUGAGACGAUCGGCGGAAUUUCAAGUGCGACGCGACCUCAUCCGCGCCUUACUCGGGGAUUCGUGAGUGAUUGCGCGAGAUCGAGAUGCGCUGCGCCGGACAGGUGGGCUUUUCAAAAGGUUUCGCACGCGCGUGCAGUGUGUGAGGUUUGAUUCGAUGCGGCCGACGGCUUAUGUUGCGACCUAGACUGACUUUUGGGGAAUGAGAUUGGAUGGAAAAUGGAGAAGCAUCCGAUGCACACCUUCCUUUUGAGGACCGCCAGUUAGGAAGGUCAGCAUGAGAGGCACGGCGGUCGGAGUCGUCGUAGCGCCGAGGGCCAGUCGCGGCUUCCUGGUCAGGACACUGGCCUUCGUCUUCCUGGCGACGUUCCUCUGGCUGCAGCUGCACGUCAUCAACCUGACCAGCCGCGACUGGUCGAACCAACCCAUCGUCAACGAGAGCCUCUACGCCCUUGUGCCUCAAGAGCUGCACAGGUUCUUGAAGGAGCGUCGCAACGGAACGCUCGGCCGAGGUUCCGGUAACGGCACCAACGCGUCCAGCAGCGGCAACGGCGCCGAGGAGCUGAGCGAGCGGGAAAUCGCGGACAUCCGGCGUCAGAUCGAGGCCGUGAACGCGGAGCAGCGCGUCCUCAACGAGGAAGCCUUCGGACCCCUCGCUCCCGACGCCCCCGUGAUCGUCGUCCAGGUGCACGACCGGCUGACCUACCUGCGCCACCUCAUCAUCUCCUUGGCGCAGGCUCGCGGCAUCGAGCAGACGCUCCUCGUCUUCAGCCACGACGUCUGGAACCCCGACAUCAACUAUCUCGUGCAGAACGUCGACUUCUGCAGAGUCAUGCAGAUUUUCUACCCGCACAGCAUACAGACGCAUCCCAAGUCCUUUCCCGGCGAGAGCCCGAACGACUGUCCGCGGAACAUACGCAAGGAGCAGGCCUUGAACCUGGGCUGCACGAACGCCCAGCACCCGGACCUCUAUGGCCACUACCGCGAGGCCAAGUUCACCCAGACGAAGCAUCACUGGUGGUGGAAGGCGAACCGGGUGUUCGAUCGGCUGACGGCGACGCGCAACCACACCGGCAUGGUCCUCUUCCUCGAGGAGGACCACUACGUCGCCGAGGAUUUCCUCCACGUGCUCAGGCUCAUGGAGCGCACCUGCAAGCACAGCUGCGAGCGCUGCAACGUGCUCUCGCUCGGCACCUACCUCAAGACUUACAAUUACUACGCCGACUUCAGCAAGAAGAAGGAGCUGCUGAGGGGUCUGAAAAGGCAGGAGACCGCGAGCGCUGGAAACAGUCUUGGCAGGCACAUGCAGGAGGGUGGACUGGCGGCCGCCGCCACCUCCUCCUCCGCGAAUUCCGGCCAGCAGGUCGUCGCUGCGCCUUCCUGGGCCUAUCAGCUCCUGCCCGGGCUCUAUCAGCACUACCAAAAGGCGGAGGUGAUACCGUGGAUCUCGAGCAAGCACAACAUGGGAAUGGCCUUCAACCGGGCGACGUGGGGCAAGCUGCGCAAGUGCGCCGCGCAGUUCUGCUCGUACGACGACUACAACUGGGACUGGAGCCUGCAGCACGUCGCCCAGACCUGUCUUCCGCCGAGUCGCGGUGCCGGCGUCGCGCCGCGACUCGACUCCGGCCUAAUCACCAUGAUGAUGCGCGCGCCGCGCGUCUUUCACAUCGGCGAGUGCGGGGUGCACCACAAGAAAACGAACUGCGAGUCGACGACGGUGAUAGCCAAGGUGCAGAACGUCCUCAAGUCGGCGCGCAGCAACCUCUACCCCUCGCAGCUGACCCUGAUGGUCGCCUCGGUCUCGAAGAAGACGAAGCUGCGCAAGGGCAACGGCGGCUGGGGCGACGUGCGCGACCACGAGCUCUGCCUCAACAUGACUCUCGCGGCCGAACCGCUCAUGCCGCCCAGUGGACUGCUAUAAAUAUAUGUGUGUGUGUGUGCGUGUGUGCGUGUGUGCGUGUGUGUUUGCGUGCGCGCGCAAAGACGCUUUCCGCGCUAGUGCAGCGUGCGUAAGAAACGAAUAAAAAUACUGACGACGCGUGCAGCGUUUUCAAAUGCAUUUUCUAGUCAACCCUGCGUGUAUGUGCAAUGGUAAUAUGCGUACGUGCGAGUGAUGUGUGCGUGCAGAGCGGAAGAAGCUGCUGCUAGACUCGGAUCUUUUAAAUUUUUAAUGACGAGUUUGUAUAGCUCCGCUCUAUAUAAUACGACGAGCAUUCUUCGCGUUCGUUUAUUUUUUUGAGGUUAUAUUACGCAUAUAAAUACUUUCGACUGUGAUCUUCUGGAUCGUCGUAAAAAUUUUAAUUAGGCGAGAAAUCGCAGCGAUUCGCAUCUGUCGUUUUACAAUGUUGCGAAAGAAAAUACUGCUCUUCGAUGACGCGCUGUAUAGCAUCUCUCGAAUAUUGUACAUAAUGCCUGCAGUGAUUUGUAUUUUUAUUCUUCUCGUAUAUGGUAUCUAUUACGUGCUUAUAGUUAUUACUGAACGACCGCAUGAAAAAAAAAAACGCCUAUCUAUCGUAUGUAUGAAAAAAUGCCGAUUAUCAAGCGUAUAUCAAUAAAAGGCGAGAGAAUGAGGUAAGGGAUUCGUAUUCGCGAUAAUGCUAAGUGACAAAGAAUAGCUGACUACUGCGCUAAUAAAAUAAAUAGGCAUUAUUGAGUAGUUGAAAUAUGUUACAUGCUUGCGAUCUUCAACGUAAUCAUCUGCCAUAUUUUUUGUAUUUAAUAAGAUCUAUAUAAUAAUGACGCUUCAAACCGACAAGAUCUGCUAAAUGAAUUAUUUAAAGAUCGUGCAUACACUAAAUUCGUUCGACAUCGUACAUUGUUGAUUUAUGAUGUUUAACAUCACGAUAUUAUAUUAUACUUCAUAUUGCGUUCGUGAAGAAUUUUAAAACUUUUAACCCUAUCACAUAUAUACACGUAUAGUACUUUAUUAUAAAGACGUGCGUUUUUAGGUACUAAAUAAAAAAUUAUUUCUACAAAUUUUGUAAACGUUAUCUUGUUUGCGGCUGAUCGAAUAGCAUCAUUAUUUAGAAUAAUGUUAAACGUCGCGGAUCUCAGGAACUUGCUUUUUUGAUCCAAGAAGCUCUUGAUGCUGUGAAACGUCUUAAAAUAAUAACGUGUUCUCGAUAGUUCUUUAUUAUAAAUUGCCUUUUAUAAAGCGCAAGAAGAUAUACACUAAAAAAUUUUAAAUAAACAGUUGCAUUCAAGUGGAAAAAUUAUCCUUACUAUUAAAAAAAAUGCAACUACUAGUUUAUUAUUAGUGCAAUAUCAUUAUUGUUAUUAUAAAUCCAAAGAGUAUCAAUUUUUGUUUGACAAAUCAGUGAAAUUCGAUUAAUCGUAGGAUACUCAGAGCGUGAUUAGACUUUUAUAAAUAAUAUGAACAAACAAAAUAAUGUUCCUCGACACGAGAUAUUUUAGAAAUUUGUUUUCUUGCAUCAUUGAGUGUUUUGCAUUUUCUGUAUAAAAGUGAUGCAAAGUCGACUGUAAUUUUUGUUGUUGUUAUAUUAAACAAUUUUACACCAGAAACUGGUUUGAUUAAACAACAUUAAAAUAUAAAUAAAUUGUUUUAAAUAUCAAUCAUGAAA
Molecule: messenger RNA, 3664 nt
Organism: Nasonia vitripennis (jewel wasp)
Lineage: Eukaryota; Metazoa; Arthropoda; Insecta; Hymenoptera; Pteromalidae
Gene: Mgat2
Product: alpha-1,6-mannosyl-glycoprotein 2-beta-N-acetylglucosaminyltransferase
Exons: 9
Coding region: 361-2004 (547 amino acids)
Biological process (GO): protein N-linked glycosylation; oligosaccharide biosynthetic process
Cellular component (GO): Golgi stack; Golgi membrane
Molecular function (GO): alpha-1,6-mannosylglycoprotein 2-beta-N-acetylglucosaminyltransferase activity
Source: RefSeq, a predicted model, not a curated record